GGGGCCGCGGGAUGCCGCUGCGGCUGCGGAGCUGUCCGCGAACCGCGCAGCCGCGGAGCCCGAGCAUCUCUUAGCCGGCGGCGAGCGCGACGCGAGCCAGGGCGAGGGCUGGCAAGGGGGGCCGGGGACCCCGGCAUCUGGCAGUUUCCUCGCAGCCUCGACGUUCGUUUAUUUCCAAGAGCGCAGCCCUCCUGCGCCGCGGCGCCGAGUCGAGCCGAGCCCCGGCCUGGGCUGCCGCCGAAUGAAGCCGGGGGCCAGCGGCGGCGCGUGGGCCAUGGUGCGGCUGAGCUCCGAGCUCUCCCGGUGAGCAGCGCCUUCCCCGAGAGCCUGCUGCGCCUGGGCGGCGGGGCGCGCGGCCGUCGCGAUGUUCAGCUGGCUGGGGACCGACGAUCGCCGGAGGAAGGACCCUGAGGUCUUCCAGACGGUGAGCGAGGGGCUCAAGAAACUCUACAAGACCAAGCUGUUGCCCCUGGAAGAGCAUUACCGCUUCCAUGAGUUCCACUCGCCGGCCCUGGAGGACGCCGACUUCGACAACAAGCCCAUGGUCCUGCUGGUGGGCCAGUACUCCACCGGGAAGACCACCUUCAUCAGGUACCUGCUGGAACAGGAUUUCCCCGGCAUGAGGAUCGGUCCCGAGCCGACCACUGACUCCUUCAUCGCGGUGAUGCAGGGCGAUGUGGAGGGCAUCAUCCCGGGCAACGCCCUGGUGGUGGACCCCAAGAAACCCUUCCGGAAACUCAACGCCUUCGGCAACGCCUUCCUGAACAGGUUCGUGUGUGCCCAGCUGCCCAAUCCCGUGCUGGAGAGCAUCAGCGUCAUCGACACGCCGGGGAUCCUGUCCGGGGAGAAGCAGAGGAUCAGCCGAGGCUACGACUUCGCAGCUGUCCUCGAGUGGUUUGCCGAGCGUGUGGACCGCAUCAUCCUGCUCUUCGACGCCCACAAGCUGGACAUCUCCGACGAGUUCUCGGAGGUCAUCAAGGCCCUCAAGAACCAUGAGGACAAGAUGCGGGUGGUGCUGAACAAGGCGGACCAGAUCGAGACGCAGCAGCUGAUGCGCGUCUACGGCGCCCUCAUGUGGUCACUGGGCAAGAUCGUGAACACACCCGAGGUGAUCCGGGUCUACAUCGGCUCCUUCUGGUCCCACCCGCUGCUCAUCCCCGACAACCGCAAGCUCUUCGAGGCUGAGGAGCAGGACCUGUUCAGGGACAUCCAGAGUCUGCCCCGAAAUGCUGCGCUGCGCAAGCUCAAUGACCUCAUCAAGAGAGCCAGGCUGGCCAAGGUGCACGCCUACAUCAUCAGCUCCCUGAAGAAGGAGAUGCCCUCGGUGUUCGGGAAGGACAACAAGAAGAAGGAGCUGGUGAACAACCUGGCUGAGAUUUACGGCCGCAUUGAGCGGGAGCAUCAGAUCUCGCCUGGAGACUUCCCGAACCUCAAGCGGAUGCAGGACCAGCUCCAGGCCCAGGACUUCAGCAAAUUCCAGCCGCUAAAGAGCAAGCUCCUGGAGGUGGUGGAUGACAUGCUGGCGCACGACAUUGCCCAGCUCAUGGUGCUGGUGCGCCAGGAGGAGACCCAGCGGCCCGUCCAGAUGGUGAAGGGAGGAGCGUUCGAGGGCACCCUGCACGGCCCCUUCGGGCAUGGCUACGGGGAAGGGGCUGGGGAGGGCAUCGACGAUGCGGAGUGGGUGGUGGCCAGGGACAAGCCCAUGUACGACGAGAUCUUCUACACCCUGUCCCCGGUGGACGGCAAGAUCACAGGCGCUAAUGCGAAGAAGGAGAUGGUGCGCUCCAAGCUGCCCAACAGUGUGCUGGGCAAGAUCUGGAAGCUGGCAGACAUUGACAAGGACGGCAUGCUGGAUGACGAGGAGUUCGCCCUGGCCAACCACCUCAUCAAAGUCAAGCUGGAGGGGCACGAGCUGCCCAACGAGCUGCCCGCCCACCUCCUGCCCCCCUCCAAGAGGAAAGUCGCUGACUGACGGGAUGAGGUGUGGCGGGAGGGGCUUCGACAGGCAGGUGUUGGAGAUGGGAGUGGUGACCACACACGUGCACACAUGCUCACACACAUGCACACACAUGGGAAGCAGAUCCAUUCCCACAUCUCCAGGCUGACCCUGCUUGGGACAUAACCAAGUUCUUGGAGUUCUAGAAAGAGGAAGCACUCCAGGUCCCAGGGCUCGAGCCUGUGCCUCCGUUCCUCUGGCCCUCCUAUCUCUCACUCCCUAAAGACCCAAGGCAAAUCACUCGCCCAGAGAUGGCUCACCCAGCCCAGAUCCGCCCCCCUCAGUGCCUCCAUACACGGGCUUUGAGCAGAUGCAGACAGCUUCUCACAUAACAGGCAACUCACUUCUUUCUGUGCAUUUAUUCUUCCCUCUUCGGCUUCCUACUAAGAAAUGUUCUCAGGGGCUAGGAGGUAUGAGGGAAGGGGGCAGUGGCAAGGAGAAUGGAGGAAGGGCAGCUCCUCCAGGGCACUGGGGCCCCCAGUGUUCUCUCCUCAUCUGAGACUGUCUUCCUCAGUAAACUUGGCUUUGAACUUCACUUCGAAGAUCCCAGAGUGGAAGAGAGGAGAGACAGUAAUGGUAGGAAAGAGUGAGGGUGCUGUCCUGCAGCCUUUCCUUCAAAAUCACCCCAGGGCACCAAUGCAGGGCCGUUCUUCAUCCCACCUGGCCCGUGGUGUUGAGAUGCUUGUCCUUGACCCACACUGACCCAGCCUGCACUGUGUGCGUGACCCUGAGUGGCUGUCACUGAUGUCACAGCUCAGUAUGCAUCCGCGCCUACCCUCGCUGUGCACAGCAGAGCCUCUCACAAGACUGUGUAGAGCCCAGGUCACAGAAGUCACUGCGAUGCAGAGGGGAUACACAGCCAGGCCCUCAGACCCCCAGACUCUCCCCUGUGCUGGGAUGUAUGCAGGAUCCCAGCACUGCUACCCCAUGACAAACCACAGAGCACAGUCCACAGUCCGGCCUGCAGGACCCCUCCCAGCAGGCUGGCAAGGGGAGGUGGCCUCGCCAGCAUUGGGUGGGCCAUCAUUCCGACCAUCUGUCACGUCACAGGAGAAAAACCGUGCCUUCAGGCUGUGCUCCCCAUGUUCCUGCCAUCACCCAAGGCCAGCAGCAGCAGCAGCAGGAGCAUGGGCAGCCUGCUGGAGGCUGUUUGAGCCUGCCCCUGCCCAGCCUCCCCCUCAGCAGCCUGCAUCAGCCCAGCUCCCACACAGCCACCACUCUUGGAUCAGGUGGGACUUUGUGCUCACUCACAGCAGGCUAACUGGAGAGGUCUGGGGUCUCCUUCCCUGUGGCGUCCCCAAGGACUCUGACCUGUCCUGGGCAAAUCCCCGCCACACUCAGUGCCCUACAGCCCCCUCCACGGCCUCUCCCCUGGCUUGCUCCCUGGCCGCUCUGUCCACUCACUUUGUAUGCUGUGCUCCUCCUGUGAUGGGAAACAACGCAAGGAUAACUUAUUUUGUACCUGUGUUCUGACGAUAGAAUAUUCUAUGUAUCGAUGACGUGCUUACUACUGCAGUGCAUUGUCCUUACUCAUGAUAAUACAGCACACUUAAUCCUUUGGUA
This is a messenger RNA of Oryctolagus cuniculus (rabbit), 3559 nucleotides long. RefSeq names its product EH domain containing 3 (gene EHD3). Gene Ontology annotation, biological process: endocytosis; endosomal transport. Gene Ontology annotation, molecular function: GTP binding; protein binding; calcium ion binding. Gene Ontology annotation, cellular component: plasma membrane; cytoplasm. Lineage: Eukaryota; Metazoa; Chordata; Mammalia; Lagomorpha; Leporidae. The record is from RefSeq and is a predicted model, not a curated record.